AUGGGCCAAGGAUUCUCGCUGGCGACGCCGUCGGCCGGCUCUGCUGGUAUAGAUAUUGCGCAGUUGCAAGAUGUGCAAUACGAGCGCAGCAUCGGCAACGCAAGGUUUAUGAAGAGCACCCGCGGACGGCACGAACAUGGUGUUGUCUUGGUCAAGGUCCUGGUAAAACCGUAUGCCGGAGUCAGUCUCGACCAGUACAAGCAAAAGAUAAUCAAGGAGCGCAAGGCUUUGGCUCAAGUACCCAACGCCCUGGGGUUCCAGCGCAUCAUCGAAACCGACACGAACGGGUAUCUGGUGCGACAGUUUCAAUAUAGCUCCCUCUAUGAUCGGUUGAGCACACGUCCAUUCCUCGAAGACAUUGAAAAGAAGUGGCUGGCGUUCCAGCUGCUCUGCGCCCUGCGAGACUGCCAUGCUCAGGACAUUUACCACGGCGACAUCAAGGCACAGAAUGUACUGGUGACGUCUUGGAACUGGCUUUACCUGACGGACUUUUCGUCCGCGUACAAACCUGUACUUUUACCCGACGACAAUCCGGGCGACUUUUCCUACUUCUUCGACACCUCUGGCCGGCGAACGUGUUAUAUUGCUCCCGAACGAUUCUUCGCUACUGGCGACAGCCCUCCGCCCAAGGCUGAGAUGACGUGGGCCAUGGAUAUUUUCAGUGCUGGCUGCGUGAUUGCCCAAAUGUUCCUCGAGUCGGAAAUAUUCAGUCUUGCCCAGUUGUACAAGUAUCGGCGCGGCGAGUAUGAUCCCGUCAUCACUCACUUGAGCGUCGUUUCGGACAAGGAUGUGCGGGAUAUGAUUGCGCACAUGAUUCAGAUCGAUCCAGAGAAGCGAUACUCUGCAGAGCAGUACCUCGAAUUCUGGAAGGGAAAGGUAUUUCCCAGCUACUUUUACAGCUUUUUGCACCAGUACAUGGAGCUCAUUACCGACCCGUCAUCUGGCAACAAUCCCAUGUCUGGCAGCCAGAGAAACAUGGGCGAGUCCGACGACAGGAUCGAUCGCGUCUUUUAUGAUUUUGACAAGAUUUCUUACUUUUUGGGUUAUCAACUGGAGAAGAGCGCGCCCAAGGCCUCUCCGGACCGGUCUCGAUUGGGCCUGCGCCAUUUUCCAGUUCGAUUAAGCAUCCCGAAUCACGAGCAUCCAGUGUCAGCCGACCUGGAGCCACCGGAAGAUGACGGGACGUUGAUAUUCCUGACACUCAUUGUAUCUUCCAUGAGAACCACGGCGCGAGCAUCUUCCCGAGUCCGAGCUUGUGACGUUCUUUUGGCUUUCUCUGAGCGGCUGACUGACGAGGCAAAACUGGACAGGGUUUUGCCCUAUCUCAUGACACUGCUCAAGAAGGAGGAAACUGAUUCCGUCAUUGUGGCGGCUAUUCGAACAAUCACGCAGCUUCUCCAACUUGUGCGUAUGCCAACGCCCAUCAAUUCCCACAUACUGGUGGAGUAUGUGCUCCCCCGUCUGGAAAUUGCACUGGGAUUACGAUCGCGUGUCGCUAGCUCCCUGGUAAGAGCUACUUAUGCGUCCUGCAUCGGAAGUCUCGCCUCUACAGCCCAGCGUUUUCUCGAAAUCGCAUCCAGCUUACGGACAGACGGGUCCAUUCCCAUAACUGACCCCGAAGUUGAGCCAGGCGCAGAGGCAGAUGCUAAUUUCGAAAGCGUGUUUGAUAACGCUGGACGAGAGCUUUUCGAGAUCUUGGAGAGCCAUACUAAGCAGCUAGUAGAAGACCCUGACGUCCAUGUUCGACGGGCGUUUCUGGCAUCCGUGCCCGAGCUGUGCAUGUUCUUCCAAGAACACUCCAACGAUAUAUUACUUAGCCAUCUCAACACUUAUCUCAACGACCGUGACUGGACGCUCAAGUGCGCAUUUUUCGACACCGUGGUCGGCAUUGCCGCUUUUGUUGGUAGCACAAGCCUGGAAGAAUUCAUGUUGCCCCUGAUGGUGCAGGCCCUGGCUGACACCGAAGAGUAUGUCGUUCAGGCGUCCCUACAUGCACUUGCUCAGCUUGCUGGCCUUGGUCUUCUGUCAAGGCCAAAAAUUUGGGAACUUGCAGACCUUGUUGGGAGGUUUACCAUGCAUCCCAACAUUUGGAUUCGAGAGGCCGGGGCCGAAUUUUUAUCACAGUCGGCCAAGUUUCUCAACGUGGCUGACGUGCGAUGCAUGUUGAUGCCACUUGUCAUGCCAUACAUGAAGACCGAUUCAAUGGUUGACCUCGACGAGUUGAGCAUAUUGGAUGCGCUCAAGAAGCCUCUGACAAGAGCCGUUUUUGACCAAGCAAUGACUUGGGCGAUGCAGUCUGAACGGGGCGUGUUCUGGAAACCGCCGCAAAAGACGCAGUCGCUGGCGUUUGGGUCAUCAAGUACGAAGUCUUCCAGGGACCUGAGCGCGAGUUCCAUGACCAAGAUUGUGGGUAACGACGAAGACGAGCUGUGGCUGUCCAGGUUGAGAAAUUUGGGUCUCAAGCCAGAUGAUGAAAUGAAAUUACUGGCACUACGAGAAUUCAUCUGGCGAUUGAGCAGAACCAAAUUACGCGAUUCGAUGGGAGAACCGAGCCCUCGCACCGGACUUGUAUCCCUUAAAGAGUUGGGCAUUACUCCGCAAACCGUCUUUUUCAACGACGCACCGCUUCGUGAUUCGACCAUCACCCCCGACCUUGACACACCAGCCGGGCCAUAUACUAUCGCCGACGCACUGUUGGACGCAUCCAUGACGAUUGAUGAUACCCUGAGCAAGAGGAGAAAGGCUGCGUCACAUUCUCAUGCGAACCGUGUGCAGAGCGCGGGCCCUCGUUCGUCGCCGACGAGCCGGUUCUUGUCGCCAGAGGGAAGCGCUCGAGCUAGUUCACGACACUCUCGUCGAGGGUCGUCAGACAGCAGAGCCGGCCGUGCUGGGGAUGACGACGUCUUCCUCAGAGAUGGGCCGUACUCAUCAAGACGGGCCAUGCACCAACAGUCUAGUGCGUUGAGUCUCUUGGAUAGAAAGGACGGGAACAAGUCUGCCGCAGAAACCAGCACAAGCGACGCCAACGCCUUUGGUGAGGUAAGGGGACCCUUUGCUCAAGGUGGUGCAUCAACCCCCCCUGCACCAACUCGACAGCACGAAGGUGGCAGACCUGUUUCAAGACAAGCCAGACAUACCUACGAAGGAACAGACCCCAGCAUCCAACGAAUGCUGGAUCAAAUGUACAUUGACAACUUUCCCCGGGAUGUCUUGGAGUUUGGGCCUAUGGUCCAGCCGAUUUCUAGAACCAAGGCAAGGGCUGUCAGCGUGCAGCCCGGAGACAACCACUGGAAACCAGAGGGUCACCUAGUUGCCACCUUUGGCGAGCACCAAGGUCCAAUCAAUAGAAUUGUUGCAUCUCCCGAUCACCUCUUCUUCAUUACCGCAGGCAGUGACGGCUGUGUUCGAGUGUGGGAUGCAGCAAGGUUGGAGAGGAACAUUACGCACCGAUCUAGACAAACACAUAGACAUGCCGAUGGCGCUCAUGUGCUGGCGCUGUGUUUUGUAGAAAACUCACAUUGCUUCGUUAGCUGCGCCAGUGACGGGAGCGUGCACAUCGUCAAGGUUGACACGGUAUCGGCAAGCGGCGUUGUUAGAUAUGGCAAGCUGCGGGUCGUGCGAGAAUACCAACUACCCGAGGGAGAGUUUGCCGUCUGGUGUGAACACUUCAGGCAGGAAUCGAAUUCUGUCUUGGUUCUCGCGACGAACCAGUCUAGAAUUCUCGGAAUCGACUUGCGGACCAUGUCGAUCUUGUAUGUUCUGGAGAAUUCAGUCCACCACGGGACACCUACCUGCUUCUGCGUGGACCGAAAGCGCAACUGGCUCUGCUUGGGUACGUCACAUGGUGUGGUCGACCUCUGGGACCUGCGCUUCAAGAUGAGGCUCCGCGGCUGGGGCGUCCCGGGCAAGGGCUCGAUAUAUCGAGUUUGUAUCCAUCCAACCAAGGGCCGUGGGAAAUGGGUAUGCAUCUCUGGAGGCACAUCGCAAGGGGAGAUGACUGUAUGGGAUUUAGAAAAGACGGUAUGCAGAGAGAUAUAUCGGACGAGCGCAAGCAAGGAUGGCCCCAAGGGAUACAGCUCUUGGGACGUCGACGAAGACAAACCGGAAGGAAUGCUGGAUCGAUUUGCAACGGACCUCGAGAACAGCGAGGCAGCGAGUGCCGAUCGGGGCGUACGCGCCAUGAUAGCCGCCACAGGAGCCGCUGAGGACUCCCGGGAUGUCCGCCAUGCAUUCAUUCUCACAGGUGGCUCGGACAAGAAGCUUCGGUUCUGGGACGUCUCUCGCAUAGAAAAUUCGUGCGUCUACAGCGGCCUAGCAUCCGACGAGCAACAACCUACGUUUAUUGCAGCGCACCCAACCACCACGCUAACGUUGAAUACAGAAAGAGCCCACAGACGUGGUGGCUCGUCGGAAAAUACGACCUCUGCAGGGGAUAGUUCAAGGGGUAAGAGCUCGAGCAGACGACCAGCGAGGUCGACGGUGAUAUCGAUGCAGCAGCAGCAGCUUUUGCAGUCUCAUCUGGACGCCAUCUUGGAUGUGGUGCUGUUAGAACAUCCAUACACGAUGAGCGUGAGCGUGGACCGGUCGGGGGUGGUGUUUGUAUUUCAAUAG
Messenger RNA from Metarhizium album ARSEF 1941, 4611 nucleotides. Its product is annotated as phosphoinositide 3-kinase regulatory subunit 4. Gene Ontology annotation, biological process: protein targeting to vacuole; macroautophagy; protein phosphorylation. The coding region runs from base 1 to 4611 and encodes 1536 amino acids. The transcript has 2 exons. Gene Ontology annotation, molecular function: ATP binding; protein binding; protein serine/threonine kinase activity. The record is from RefSeq and is a predicted model, not a curated record. Lineage: Eukaryota; Fungi; Ascomycota; Sordariomycetes; Hypocreales; Clavicipitaceae. Gene Ontology annotation, cellular component: phosphatidylinositol 3-kinase complex, class III, type I; phosphatidylinositol 3-kinase complex, class III, type II; late endosome.